GUCCGCCAGCGCUAGUACACAAAAUACCACAGAGCGUGACCUGCUAGAGAAACAUUUCAGCUAUCAAUUGAAUCAUCGACAAAGUGAAAAUACCAUCUAGACACGCCUUCCGCAUGAUGCUGAUUCAGAUUUUGUCUCUCACCAUGCCGGCAGUUCCGAUGCAACAAGCCCAGUUCAACAAUGGAUGCAAAAAUAUCACACCGAGAGGAGUGAAAAUAAAAGCCAUUAGUGUAGCUCGGCUUUUACAAGAUCUCCCAGCAUCGCCCCAGGGAUCUGCAACGCUUAAAUUGCCUAGCCACAAUCCUUGUUGAGCGUGGACCCCCACAAGCGGUGGGUAGCUGAGGUGCCAUUGUUGUCAAAUCACAGGCGCCGAGCGAGCAACAAAUUCACAUUUUUAGACAAUUCCUGCGCUAUUUUAUCCGAUGAUCAGGAACUAACUCUGAUCAACUCGCAAAGCCCUGCUUCCCCUCUCUAACAUGAUUGCCACGCCUGAGAUUCCCAAGUGGAUUUGUGAUGGAGUUUCCGGGAGGGCUUAGCCUGCUUGCCCCUAACCCAUGAGUGGUGCGUGAUUCGCGUCAACAAAGAAUUCUGUAAACUAAAGUUAAGCGCCCGUAAAAGCUAAGAAAAGUGAAUAACGUCACGGGUAAGACAUUGCAAUUCUCUAGGGCCAACUGAGGAUCUGUUUCUUGCUUUCUCCUCUUCUCGUCCGAUCAGUCGUGCUGUAACUUGACACUAAUCGAGGUAACUGUGCUUUUUUUAUAGCAGCUAGAAGAGAGGUGAUGCUUGCAAAUAGACAACUUACCUUGAUGUAGAUGAUGUAUAUUAAACUCGUCAACUAGACUUUACUCCGUGAAAUGCGCUCUCGAUUAUGUUGGAUAAUAGCUGAAAAAUUCUUUCUUGUGUAGGUAGAGUAGAUUACUACAAAGACCAAUUACAAUACUAAAGCCAAAAAAUGCAUUCACUCCAUCUCAGUUUCAUCCUCCAAAUCGCUCCUCGCCAGAACCUAUCCAUC
This is a messenger RNA of Trichoderma atroviride IMI 206040, 1012 nucleotides long. The record is from RefSeq and is a predicted model, not a curated record. NCBI's taxonomy places the organism in Eukaryota, Fungi, Ascomycota, Sordariomycetes, Hypocreales, Hypocreaceae.